Messenger RNA from Mycetomoellerius zeteki, 830 nucleotides. Its product is annotated as dnaJ homolog subfamily C member 24. Lineage: Eukaryota; Metazoa; Arthropoda; Insecta; Hymenoptera; Formicidae. The record is from RefSeq and is a predicted model, not a curated record. Bases 316 to 726 code for a protein of 136 amino acids. Gene Ontology annotation, biological process: positive regulation of ATP-dependent activity. Gene Ontology annotation, molecular function: ferrous iron binding; ATPase activator activity. The transcript has a single exon.
CGAUGUGAUAAUAACAGCACAGGUCCAUAUUAAUGGCAAAUCUCUCAAAUCCGAACAAACCAUACGAGUCGAGCACUCGGCGCCCCGCCAGAAAAAGGAUGUUUUCAAGUCUUGCAGUUGGUAAUAUUUAAUCGGCCGAUUAGCUUAAUCGGAGUUGGUGAGGGUGAGACCGGGCUAUAUAUUCUUACAUCAUGUUGGAUUAUUAGACACAGAACGACAGAGCGUGUCUGUAGUAUGCUCUCAUGGACAUGUGGACAGCUACAUAUAGGUUAGCCACAAAGAAGAGUAGUACUCUGUUCUAGGACGUUUGUGAAGAUGCGAUUAAAUUACUACAAAGUGCUCGGCUGCAGCAAGGACUCCACUCAAGAGGAGAUUAAGCAUGCUUACCAUCGACGCGUAUUGCAGUUUCAUCCCGAUAAAAAUGAUGCUGUGGACAUCCAAGAAUUUCACGACGUCAAGGAAGCCUGGCGGGUGCUCGGACAUCCACAAUGCAGGAAAAAGUAUGAUGCAGCCUGCAAACAGGAACAGUUAGAGGAAGAAGAUAGUCCUGUGUACGCGCAUCUCACACCGAACGAUCUUGAAGAAUCUGCUCUUGAAGACACAUUGUUUUAUCGCUGCAGGUGCGGCGAACAUUACUUCAUUGAACGAGAAGCUCUUCGGAAAAAGGACACUAUGCUCCAAGUGAUGUGCGACGGUUGUACGCUUAUUAUCAUUGUUGAAACGUAGCACAUUGUUAUUAUAGUUCAUACAAUAAAAUACAACCUUUGAUGACACCUAUAGACUUUUUUGAAAGAAGCUUGUAAAAUGUGACUGAACAUUAUUUAUUUGAA